GUUCGCAGUCACCAUCGUCAAGACCGUAACUGGUACUGGCUGUCUGACAAUUCCCUUUACCAUUACGCAGCUCGGAAUUAUUCCGGCGAUCAUCGUGUUUUUUAUGGUUACCUUUGCAAACAUUAUCAACACACAUUACCUUAUCGAAGCCAACGAAGGAUUAAAAAAGCGAAAUCUGAACAUUCGUGGUGGUCUGAAAAUCGAUAAUGACUACGCGAACUUGAUGUACCAACUUUACGGUAUGAACGGCUACUACGUCUUCCUGGUCUUCUUCUACAUGACCGUUUGGAGCGUGAUGCUGGGCACGAUGAUCAGCAUGUUCGAAUUCAUCAAGGAUCUUCCCUGGCCGGAGUCUUUCCUCGGCAACAAAACGAUCCGUGACCUGAUUCUCCACAUUGUAAGCACCCUGUGCUGCUACGUGCUGUGCUGCAUCCGGAACACGAAGCAACUCUUCUUCGUGUCUUGGUUCGGCAUUUUCACGCUCAUUCUCGCUUACGUCGUGGUCGUCAUCUUCGGGUUCUCCACCUACUCCAUUCACUUCGAUCCGCAGCUUCUCUGGAGCCGCGGCAUCAAAGAGUUCUUCGCGAAUCUCGGCGUGGCUCCCUACACGCUCGGCUACAACUUCUGCUUCCUCACCUACUUCAAGCAAGUAGCUCGCGCCCAGCAGCCCCAGACAUUCAGCGUGACCAUGAAGAGCAUUCUCGGCGUGUGCGCGGUGUACAUGAUCUUCGCUGUGCCCACCACCAUCGCGUUCUCCUCCGGCGGCGACGCCUCGAACAACUGGAACAUCGCGGACAACAUCGUGUCUAAUCUGGGCAACGGCGGCUGGGGCGUGUUCAUUAAAGUGCUGAUGUGGGUGUCCUGCGUGUGCUCGCAGCCCGUGCUGCUCAGCUCCACGUCGGAGUUGCUGGAGAAGAACUGCCCGGUGACGAAGAACACGUUCUUUGUGUGCGAUCGGCAGCGACUGCUGAUUCGUUUCUUGCAGAUCGGAGCGUUGAGCUUCAUUUCUUACGUGCUUCCGUUCUUUGGGGAAGUCAUCAAUUUGUAUAUCCUUGAGGUUGAGGGGGUUGGAGGGGCCCUUAAUGCGCACUUGGCGGGUUUGCGUUCGUUGCGACUUCGAUUUUGA
Messenger RNA from Blastocystis hominis, 1126 nucleotides. RefSeq lists its product as hypothetical. The coding region runs from base 104 to 1126 and encodes 340 amino acids. Lineage: Eukaryota; Bigyra; Opalinata; Blastocystidae. Gene Ontology annotation, biological process: amino acid transmembrane transport. Gene Ontology annotation, molecular function: amino acid transmembrane transporter activity. Gene Ontology annotation, cellular component: vacuolar membrane. The record is from RefSeq and is a predicted model, not a curated record. The transcript has 5 exons.